UUGUGUCUUUAGGCUGACAUCUUGCUGCUCUCCAGCACCAACCCCAACAGUCUGUCUUACGUUGAAACAGCCGAGCUUGACGGGGAGACCAAUCUGAAGUUUAAGAUGGGACUUCGAGUUACUCAUGAGCGAUUGCAGCAGGAACAACAACUGGCCAACUUUAACGCUCUUAUCGAAUGCGAGGAGCCGAACAACCGUCUGGAUAAAUUCACAGGGACAAUGUUGUGGGACAGUGAACGCUACCCUCUGGAUGUGGACAAUAUGCUUCUCCGAGGCUGUAAAGUCCGAAAUACGGAGGAGUGCAGUGGCCUGGUCAUCUUCGCAGGGGCUGAUACUAAAAUCAUGAGGAACGGUGGAAAGACUAGAUUCAAAAGGACCAAAAUUGAUGAGCUGAUGAACUACAUGGUUUAUACUAUCUUUGCGCUACUGAUCCUGAUUGCAGCUGGUCUGGCCAUCGGUCACAGCUUCUGGUACAAGGAAAUCGGUUCCAAGGCCUGGUACCUGUAUGACGGUAAAAACCAGACAGCGGCAUACAGGGGGUUCCUCGGCUUCUGGGGCUACAUCAUCGUCCUCAAUACCAUGGUUCCCAUUUCUCUAUACGUCAGUGUGGAGGUGAUCCGCCUGGGUCAGAGUAAGUUCAUCAACUGGGAUCUGCAGAUGUACUUUCCAGAGAAAGACACUCCAGCCAAGGCUCGGACCACAACCCUGAAUGAGCAGCUUGGUCAAAUUGAGUACAUUUUCUCAGACAAGACGGGAACUCUGACGCAGAACAUCAUGCAGUUCAAGAAGUGUAACAUCGCUGGACGCAACUAUGGUGAUGCAACCACUGCUGAGGGAGUGUCCCUGGACAGAGGACGGGUAAAAAAAAAAAAAAAAAAGAUUAAAAAACAAACACAACUGAAUAAAUAAAGCUGUAGAGCCAUUUUGUUCCUGUAGGGUGGG
Messenger RNA from Thalassophryne amazonica, 942 nucleotides. Its product is annotated as phospholipid-transporting ATPase IC-like. The transcript is spliced from 8 exons. Bases 106 to 909 code for a protein of 267 amino acids. The record is from RefSeq and is a predicted model, not a curated record. Gene Ontology annotation, biological process: phospholipid translocation; Golgi organization. Gene Ontology annotation, molecular function: nucleotide binding; ATPase-coupled intramembrane lipid carrier activity. Gene Ontology annotation, cellular component: plasma membrane. NCBI's taxonomy places the organism in Eukaryota, Metazoa, Chordata, Actinopteri, Batrachoidiformes, Batrachoididae.